This is a messenger RNA of Lodderomyces theae, 453 nucleotides long. It is a transcript of the gene COX5, whose product is annotated as cytochrome c oxidase subunit Va. The record is from RefSeq and is a predicted model, not a curated record. NCBI's taxonomy places the organism in Eukaryota, Fungi, Ascomycota, Pichiomycetes, Serinales, Debaryomycetaceae. Bases 1 to 453 code for a protein of 150 amino acids. The transcript has a single exon. Gene Ontology annotation, biological process: mitochondrial electron transport, cytochrome c to oxygen.
AUGUUCACCAGAUCGUUACAAAGACAAGCCGUCAGAUUCAACAGCACAGUUGCAAAGUCAGCACCAAGAACCUUGUCCAAUGCUUACAUCGGUAAGUUGGAAACCAGAUGGACCGCAUUACCAAAGCAAGACCAACAAACCAUUAUAGAGGAAUUGAAAUCGAGAAUGGAAUUGCCAUGGCAAGAAUUGUCAGUUGCAGAAAAGAAGGCAGCCUACUAUAUUUCCUUUGGUGAAUGGGGACCAAGAAGACCAUUGUAUGCACCAGGAGAAAAAUCACAAAUCUUUUGGAUUGUUACUGGCUGUGUUGUGGGAUCAGUAGCCUUGUUUGCAGGAAUUAGAAUGUUGGCCAAACCAGCCCCAGCAUCUUUGAACAGAGAAUGGCAAGAGAAAUCGGACGAGUACUUGAAAUCAAAGAAUGCCAAUCCAUUCUCUGGUUACUCACAAAUCCAAUAA